Messenger RNA from Rhizoctonia solani, 1377 nucleotides. RefSeq lists its product as uncharacterized. Lineage: Eukaryota; Fungi; Basidiomycota; Agaricomycetes; Cantharellales; Ceratobasidiaceae. The transcript has 9 exons. The coding region runs from base 1 to 1377 and encodes 458 amino acids. The record is from RefSeq and is a predicted model, not a curated record.
AUGCAUUCAAACAUUAGCGGCGCAAAUCCUGCGAGUGCGGAAGCAAGCGAAUUGAAAAUAAAGACAGGAGAAAAUGAUUUAGUCUUUAGCUCACAGAACAAUAGCCUUCUCGAAGAUUCUUGCAUGGUUGACCCUGCAAGCAAAGUAACCAAACACACCAAGACUGCGGGACUUUAUCCAAGACUUGCACAAGCAAUUGAGUUGGUUGACCGCGUGUACCAGCGCCAGGAAGAGACCCAACGUCGCUUAGCAAAGAGGGGUUGGACCAAUGAAGAUAUAUCAAGGCUCUGGACCAACGUACAACUUAAGUCAAUUUGGGAGGAGUGGGUCCAUCGGCCCGAACCUCCAACCAACAAAGAUUGGGAAGAUAUCCAAUCGAGGCUCAGACUUUCGUUGGAGGGGUGCUCUGAAUGGGCUCAUGCAAAGGCCAGGGAGAUAGGCCUAUCAGGAAAGCUCAGUGAGCUAUUGGUGAAGCUCUCACCGCCUGUCAGCUUUAGGAUCCGCCACCGCCAAUCAUCAAUGUGGGAUUACGCCUCCCCAUCUCCUUACCGGCCUCCAUUCCCGUCGUUCAUACACAUGCGCGACUGGACAAUUGUUAAGGAUCUUUGGAAGACGGAUCGUACCGGGGAGGAAAUGCUUGCUCUCUUUGAGGAGCACAGUGGGGCCAUUGAGGGACUAAUAGUCAAGUGGAAGCGUGGGAUCAAAUCCUAUUUUGCAAACUUGGUGCUUGACAAGAAACGAUCACGUGUACAAACUCCAAUUGUCAAACCGACAAUGCUCCGGUUUGGAAGCGAACCUGAUCCACUUUUGCAUUACACAGACGAGCACAAAAUACUCUUACGAGGCGACGUAUUAUUUUACAACACCAAGGAGGAUCUUUCACCCCCAACCCCAUUGACGUACAGCGAAAUUAUUCACAAUAAUGGUCUCGUUGCAUUGCCCUUGUCUCUUGAGCCCGACUCGACGUUGCUAACACCAGAGGUAGAUUUCCAUAAGUACAAUUUUUAUGUGGAAGCGCACUUGGUUGCAUGCGCUCUCAUGGAGUCAUUGCAUAUACCUUCCGCAUCUCACCUUUUACUGGUUGGUUUGGGUGCUAACUUUCAAUGCAAAAUGUGUCUUGACGCCCCACAAGUGACUUGGAUGGAGCUAUUGCGCCAUUACAUUGCGUCAACUGAGCUCUUCAAGAAGAAUUUAAAGGCGAUUCUGGGUCUUGAAGACGUGAUUGCCCCCAAGUGGGCAAUUGUUAGGCACCUUCAAGACGUACACGGAGUUGCUGAGGGCAAAAUACCUUUACACUAUACACCUCAGCACUUAUACAAAUCGAUAAACAACUUUGGAGGAUAUGGCCUUCCGCCCCAAGAUUCAGAAUUGUUCUAA